AUACAAAAUCCUUUAUUGCAGAAUGUAGGUACUUAAUAUAAAGGUGGUUUUUAAAUAUAAAAAAUGUUCCAGUACAUUCUACCGGGUGUGCUAUAUACUACUUUAGUAAAUAGUGCUAUAACUUUUACAUAUUUUUUUAUAUAAUUUUCUAUAAAUGUUAAUAAUAUAAUAUGUAUAUCUUCGUUUGUCUAAGAUUCUUGUUCAUGUGGUGAAAGCGUCUAGUCAGUUUAAAGUUAAUAUUUGUCAAGAUUUUUAGGUGAACAAAGGCCACCUAGAUGUUGUAUCUAGUUGGCCGUGAGUAUGGCGGUAAGUGACGCGACUGUCGUAGUGGUGGACACCGGAUCAUCAACCACUAAAGCUGGCUUUGCUGGAGAAUCGUUUCCGAGGGCUGAGUUCCCAUCUGUUGUUGGCAGACUACGUCGCCCAGGACUCGUGGAUGGAUUCCCUCUUAUAUACUGCGGUCGGGAAGCCAUCGAGAAGCGAGGCCUCUCUUGUCUGAAAUGGCCGAUCAGUGCUGGCUUAGUGCAAGACUGGGAGGAGUUGGAGAAGUUGUGGCACCACACCUUCUACAAGGAGUUGCAUGUUCCACCAGAGGAGACGAGGAUCAUGCACGCCCUGCAUCCCCUAGUGCCGGGGAGGGAUAAAGAAAGAAUGUCAGAAAUACUCUUCGAGACAUUUGCUAUCAACGGAAUCUAUUUAGCCAAGUCCCCAAUACUAGUGCUCUACGCCAGUGGUAGAACUUCAGGCCUAGUUUGGGAAUGUGGUCACUCCUGCUCCUACGCUGCACCGGUCUUUGAAGGAUUUCCAUUAAAGAACGCGACUGUCUGCUCUUCUCUAACAGGGGAGGUGCUGUCAAAUCGAUUCCAGAAGCUACUGGCUGAGACAGGGUACUCAUUCACAACGCCGGUGGAAAGAGAUCUGAUGGAUCAGAUUAAGGCUGAAAAAUGCUAUAUAGUACCAGACUACGAAGCUAAAAUCAGUGAAGCCGUCAGCGCUGGUGAGAACAAGACCCGUUACGAUCUUCCAGAUGGUCAACACGUUCUUUUAGAUGAAGAACUUUACCAAUGUCCAGAACUUCUUUUCCAACCUUCUCUUGGAGGUUUGGACUGUCCAAACAUAGUGGAUGUCAUAUGUUCAAGCGUAAAUAAAUGUGAUAUGGAUUAUCGAGCAAUGUUUUACGAAAAUGUAGUAUUAGGUGGUGGUUCUAGCAUGUUCCAGGGUCUAUCAGAAAGACUGCACGCUGAAUUGGCUUCCCGGUUGAAAGGAAUACCUGGUAUGAAAGCGGGUGUUGACGCGAUGACUUCCAGAAGGUUUGCUGCGUGGGCUGGGGGAUCUAUCAUGGCUUCUAUGAGCUCCCUAAAAGGCUUCUGGAUGACUAAAGCGGAAUAUGAAGAUGUGGGCCCAGAAAGAGUUCAUUAUAAGUUCUUCUGAUGUAUUCCGACUUUCAAUUGAAAGAAAUUUUAUUAAGAUGUCUUGGAAUGGAAUGGAUGGAGGGAUAAUAAAUAUUAAUUAAUUGAA
Molecule: messenger RNA, 1518 nt
Organism: Manduca sexta (tobacco hornworm)
Lineage: Eukaryota; Metazoa; Arthropoda; Insecta; Lepidoptera; Sphingidae
Product: actin-85C-like
Exons: 4
Coding region: 301-1431 (376 amino acids)
Source: RefSeq, a predicted model, not a curated record